CACAACCACCCACUGCCCCGCUGUACCCACCAAGUGGAACGUCGUACUAACAACCCAAUUUCUUUCAGGAAGGUUGAUUCAGAUUUCCUAUUACCGUUUGCCGUUAUUACCUAAAGGUAAGGCUCAGGCUAAAAGUCGCGCCUUUUAAAUUACCUGUUUGUUCCUCCGCGUUUGGUGGGAACAAUACUCCUACAAAAACAAUGACUGAGAUAACUUCGGUUUCAUGUCCGCCUCUUCACCCCGUCCCCCGCUUGAAGCUUCCGAUAUAACAUGUAUCGCGCCGGAGCCGUUCGAACCCAUACCCCUCAUUGCCGACAUCUUACGCACCGGAUACUGUAUUCCGGGCUCCGUGUUUUUGGUUGAGGGCGUUGAUUCCCUUCAUACCUCUAAGUCUCAGAGAUGGCGCGCCGUGCGCUUGAUGUUAGGAGAUGGAGAGCUAUGCAUCCAAGCCCUGCUAUCGGCUGAGAUGCAUAGGUAUAUUGAUCAGGAAGAGGUCGCAUUCGGAUCUUAUGUUAAGUUAGAACGGUUUCGAGUCGAAUGGAAAAAUGUUUCCAAUGGAAAUGGGGAGAAUCCGUCCGUAGGAAAAGGAAAGGGGAAGGCACGCGAUGACCUUAAUCCAGGAGACAAGAUGGUUUAUCUGGUUGUCGAGGAUCUCGCUCUAGUCGGGUGGAAUAACUCCCUUGUCGACGCAACAGACGUUGAAAAUACCGAAGUGCGCGUUGAUUCUCCAGAGGAACCGCAAGAACCACAAGAAAAGCCCGAGGCUAUACCUCAAUCCUCCAAUACUGUUAAUCCAUUGUUAUCAAGCCGUGGCGCACUAUCAUUGGAUAGCGGUAUCGACAUCCCCCAAGAAAUCAUCGACGUAGACGACGACUUCGAAGUGAUACCCGAUGCCGCAACCAAAGCAUCUCAUAAUAGACAGGACCUCGCUACCCGCUCCAAGGACAAGCUGGAUACCAGCUUCUUGCCUUGGUCGAGCAAGGACCCGAGCAGACCCCUGAAGCUCACAAAGCUGCGAACAAUCCCCAACUUGCCGUACAAGCAGAAUUGGAGCGUCAACGUGCUAGCUGUUGUCUCUGCCCUGUCUGAUAUCGAGCCCUCAGGUCUACCCCCCUAUACCCAGCGUCAGGCUCGGCUCGCGGAUCCUUCAACUGACAAGCAUGUGCUGCUUACCGUGUUCUUGGACCCAGAUCGGUUUGCGCCGAAGGUCGGGAGCGUGGUGUUGUUACUAGGUGUGAAGAACCAUCGGUUCGAUGGCGGUAGUUUGAAGAAGUACGUUAGCGACCGUCCGGCGGAGGGGUUUGGAUGGUGGUACGAGAAUCCGGCGCAGCUCGACUGGUGUGAUGUUGAGGGAUUGAAGAGGUGGUGGGAUGAGAGUCAGUCGUCGUAAUGAUUCUCGAGCGACGAUGCGCACGAUAUAAUCCUAUUGAACACAAGUUGUCAGCAAUGCUUGGGAUAAUGACCAUGUUCGUCCCGCGGCUUCAUCGCACUUCAGUUCCACCUAGCAGCGUCUUGCUAGUACUACAAUUUGGUCCGUUAUACCACCUCCUUCGGAUCCUAUGAAAGUUGAGGAUUGAUGGUCACCUUCCACAGAUUUUCAUUUGCCUCCAGUCCAUCAUUUUGCUGCAAAAAUUUCUCCGACACUUGUAUUCAUCGAUCAUUUCUGGUCCACGUGUAGUGAAUUACUGUCGAGUCAAACGUAUCACUGUGCACAGACAGCUUGUGAAUGUGACUCACGACCACGCUGUUUGGAAGUUUUCGAGUUGCCCGAGGAGAGAAGUCUCUUCUAAAAAAAUGAUAUAUCGAAUUUCAAGACAAUCUAAGGUACUUUAUUAUAUAUCAAGGCCCCGUUCUC
Molecule: messenger RNA, 1855 nt
Organism: Annulohypoxylon maeteangense
Lineage: Eukaryota; Fungi; Ascomycota; Sordariomycetes; Xylariales; Hypoxylaceae
Exons: 1
Coding region: 224-1390 (388 amino acids)
Source: RefSeq, a predicted model, not a curated record